AUGGAGAUUUCUAUUAUUGCUUCGUCCUCAAUCGAUGGCGGAAUCGGAAGUUGGGAUCUCGAAACCGGGACAGAGCAGCUUCGGUUCAAGCCGUGUGCAUCUCCCGCGCACGGUCUCACCGCCGUCGGAGAAAAGUUCCUCGCCGCCUCUCAGCUCCGUAACGGAUCCGCUUCCUCUGGCUCGAUUUUCUUCUGGUCUUGGAAUAAGCCUCAAGUUGAAGUGAGGAGCUUCCCAGUGGAAUCAAUAAAAGCUCUUGCAGCAAACAGUGAAGGAUCUUACAUAGUUGGUGGUGGAACCUCUGGAGAUAUAUAUCUUUGGGAGGUUGAGACUGGGAAGCUUCUGAAGAAGUGGCACGGUCACUACCGUUCUGUAACAUGCUUGGUGUUCUCUGGAGACGACUCCUUGUUGGUUUCAGGAUCUCAAGAUGGAUCCGUUAGAGUCUGGUCUCUUAUAAGGCUAUUUGAUGAUUUUCAGAGGCAGCAAGGAGGCACUCUCUAUGAACACAAUUUUAGUGAGCACACAAUGCCUGUCACUGACAUUGUCAUAGACUAUGGAGGCUGCAAUGCACUGAUAGUUUCUGCUUCUGAAGAUCGGACCUGCAAGGUUUGGAGCCUGUCAAAGGGGAAAUUGUUGAGAAAUAUCAUCUUUCCUUCAGCGAUCAAUGCACUUUCAUUGGAUCCUGGUGGGUCUGUGUUCUAUGCUGGUAGCACAGAUAGCAAAAUCUAUAUCGGCGCCAUUAAUUCCACAAGUGACUAUGGGACACAAGUUCUUGGUUCAGUAUCCGAAAGGUACUUCCCCAAAGCUGUUACUUGCUUAGCAUAUUGCGCAGACGGAAACCUUUUGAUAUCUGGAUCAGAAGAUGGUGCGAUCUGUGUUUGGGAUCCCAAAUCACGUCGCCCUGUUCGUACUUUCAGCCAUGGAAAAGGAAGCCCUGUGAACAAUAUUCAAGUUGUCAGAAAAACGAUUGUUGGUAGUUCCAACAAGGCACAAUCUUCCUGGAAAAGACAAGGGUCGUCAUUACCUCCGCCUUUGGAUAAAUAUGAAAGACCAGGAGAAGAUACAAUGGAUGGUAUAGUGAUUGUUGAUCCGCCGCCGUUUUCGGAUGUUCCUGUUUACUCUUCUUUCCUCAGUGCUGACCUUAUCAACGAGCAAGUUAGAGAACUUCAGCAACAAGGCUCUGCAGCAACGGAGAUUGAAAUGGAAAGAUUGAAACUUGAAUACAAAAAGUCUUUACAGAUGAAUGAUCAGUGGCAGAAGAAUUAUGAGAAUUUGCUCCAGGUGGUUGUGGAAGAACAACAAAACGGUGGUUCUAAUUGA
This is a messenger RNA of Thlaspi arvense, 1317 nucleotides long. The record is from the annotation of a GenBank genome assembly. NCBI's taxonomy places the organism in Eukaryota, Viridiplantae, Streptophyta, Magnoliopsida, Brassicales, Brassicaceae.